AUGAAGGAGUUCAUCAAACUGACCGAUCACAUCUUUGAGGAGAUCUUAUACUCCACUGAUGACAAGCUGAAAGAUGCCCGGAUGAAGCUCAAGGAUGUUGUGAAGAGACGCCUGCCCAAGUGUGUGGGAGAGACGAGAAUAACACAAACUAAACACAACGACAAACAGAGCUUACAGGAAGAGUGGAAUAAAGCAGUGGACGAGUGGAACAAACUUAUCCCAACUGUUUUCUUGGAUAAGAAGGAUUUCAUCAUUGAUACUAUUCAACUGGACUAUAGUGACAAGAAGACUAAAAACAAGGCUGAAAAAAGUCUGGACCUCAUCAAAAAAGUCUAUUUCUACAGGAAGAGAAACCCCACUGAAGGAAUCAACAUUAAGGAAUAUGAGAUAUCCAGUCUGCUGCCAAAGGAGUCUACUGAAUAUGUUGGUCGGGUUUACUACACAAAAAAAUCAGACGAGGAGGAGAGGGAUGCUAAGGAGUGCUUCAGAUGGUGGCGUCUCCGUGAGGACGGGGUGUGUAUGAUUCUGGUCUUCGAUCAGGAAGAGUUUAGAGGCAAUAGGAGCUUGAUCACAGGAGACUGUCCAUCAUUGGACAGCUGUGAUAUAACAGAGGUCCGCUCCUGUAAGGUGCUCAGUGGUGUGUGGGAUCUCUAUGAGGGUCCUCACUACAGGGAACCCAGUUACCGACUGCAGGAGGCGGAGUAUCGAAACCAUGAGGCUUGGGGUGGCAGUGACAGCACUGCUCAUGCUCUGUCUGUUAAACGUGUGACAGAAUAA
Carassius carassius (crucian carp) is the source of this 777-nucleotide messenger RNA. RefSeq names its product deoxynucleoside triphosphate triphosphohydrolase SAMHD1-like. The transcript is spliced from 6 exons. The record is from RefSeq and is a predicted model, not a curated record. Gene Ontology annotation, biological process: dGTP catabolic process. NCBI's taxonomy places the organism in Eukaryota, Metazoa, Chordata, Actinopteri, Cypriniformes, Cyprinidae. Gene Ontology annotation, molecular function: dGTPase activity. The coding region runs from base 1 to 777 and encodes 258 amino acids.